Molecule: messenger RNA, 3449 nt
Organism: Gekko japonicus
Lineage: Eukaryota; Metazoa; Chordata; Lepidosauria; Squamata; Gekkonidae
Gene: TRIM35
Product: tripartite motif containing 35
Exons: 7
Coding region: 83-1687 (534 amino acids)
Biological process (GO): positive regulation of apoptotic process; innate immune response
Molecular function (GO): protein binding; zinc ion binding
Source: RefSeq, a predicted model, not a curated record
CCGAGGAUUCCAGCCUCUUUCUGUGAAGUGGAGGGAAGCUCCUGUGACAAAGGGGGGAUCUAGUGAUCGAGGACCGGCGCUGAUGGCUUUUUUCCCGGGAACUCUCGCCCGGAGCCCCAGAAGAAGGAGCUCCAGGAUUUGCUGCCAGAGAUGCCUGCCUACCUCCUGUAGCACCACCACAAAGUCUAUGGCCAAAGAACCUUCUGCAGCUUCUUCUCGGGCCCCCACUUUGCCCACGGCCACCAUCAAGGAGGAGCUGCUGUGCCCGAUUUGUUAUGAGCCCUUCAAGGAUGCCGUCACCCUCCGCUGCGGCCACAAUUUCUGCAAAGGCUGUGUGGGCCGCUCCUGGGAGAAUCACGCCCGCCGCGUGUGCCCGGUGUGCAAAGCGACAUCUUCCCUGGAGGACCUGCGCACCAACCACACGCUUGCCAACAUUGUGGAGAUGUUUCUCAAGCAGGAGAAAAAGCAGCAGGAACAGCAGCAGCGGGCGCGGGAGGCCUCCGCCCUCUGCACCUUGCACUGUGAAGAAGCCCGACUUUUCUGCCUGGAUGACAAGGAGCUGGUCUGCUUCGUCUGCCAAAACUCGAAGCAACAUGCGGACCACAAAAUGAGGCCUGUUGGGGAGAUCGCCAAGGACUACAGGGCCAAAUGCAAAGACAUGGAACGAUCUCUAUGGGAUAAAAUGCAAGAAUUUGGAAGAGUACAGUCAUCUUACAGACAAAUUGCUAAACACAACAAGGUAGAAAGUGUCAGGCUGGAGAAUGAGAUGAAAAAGCAGUUUGAACAACUCCAUGAGUUCCUGUGGAGUGAGGAGAAGGCCAUGCUGGAGGAGCUGCAGGUGGAGACCGAGCAGAAGAAAGACCUGAUCGAGGACAAGAUCAAAAAGCUGUCAGAAGAAAGCAGCGUCUUGCAACAGGAGAUUGACCAGUUGCAGGCUGACCAGAAAGAAGAUGAUGUCUCCUUCCUCCAGAAACACAAAAACCGGAAGCGCAGAAUUGCCUGGACUGUGGAGGAGCCCGAAGCUGUUCCCCCAGGGAUGUUGAUAGAAAUUACAAAAUACCUGGAUUCCUUGCAAUACAACAUAUGGAAGAAAAUGCUGAAUAUCAUCAAAGUAGUCCCAUUCAGCUUCGAUCCCAACACAUCUGCAGGAAGGCUGUCUGUCUCUGAUGACCUCGCCAGUAUUUCCACUGGAAACUACAAGCUGUUGGUGGAUGUCCCAGAACGUUUCUCUGCUGGAUUACCCUGUGUCCUGGGCUCCAAGAGCUUUCCCAAAGGAUCUCAUGCUUGGGAAGUAGAUAUUGGCGGCAUUGAUAACUGGUGCAUUGGAGUGGCUAGGAAGCAUUGUGGCUACCAGUGGAGCUUUGGCAGCGAUUCCUACCUCGGGUUCGCGUACAUGUAUCGUAUGCAGGGCGACAGCAACAAGAAAUGCCAGUCCUCCAAGUCGAUCCUGCUGGGGGCUGCGAGCGGGAAGGACCUCAAGAAGGUCAGAGUGGAGCUGGACUGUGAUGAAGGGGAGCUGUCAUUCUACAACGCGGAGCACAAGAGUCAUAUUUAUACUUUCCAUGACAAUUUUGCAGAAGUCGUCCCAUACUUCUGCAUCUGUGGUGUAGAAGCUGUUGAGUCUUCAUCUGAGUCACUCAAGCUUUGCCCACUUCAGGUUCAGAUCAAGGAAGAUUAUCCUGAUUGAGAAAACUGCAUUUACUUAUCUCCAUCCAUGUAUUUCCCCAGAUAAAAAGAACUGUUGUGAUAGCUUUUAUAUAUAUAUACACUUACACUACAUAUGUUGAUGCUGUAACACUAUAUCGCUUCAGCUACUUUGUUUGCAGUAUUUGGAAUCCAGGGAUGUUUUUUGUCAAGGCAAGUUAAGGUGACCACCUCGAGGAAUGGAUUUUGGAUGGUAAGGGUUGUUGGAGAUAGAUGGUUCUGACUCAGUGGGGAUAAUCACCUGGGAAGCUGUUCUACAUAAGCGUUAAGGACAGAAAUGGAAAUUGCCCAAGAGCAGGCUGGUAGUCAAGGCUUGUGCAGAACUGCCAGCUAGGUUGGACCCUAUGUGGAAAUCUAAAGGGCAGGAAAAGGGCCUUUGGGUUUGCUGACUGGUGAGGUACUUGGAUACCUUGAACUGGUCCUGUUCUCUGUUCAUUGUGUAUAUUGCUAGGGCUUUUGUUAUGACACUACAACCCAUUCCCAACAAAUUCAUAAUAUAAGCAUGUUAUAACAUCUGUAAUGUAGCUGUGAGCUUGGGGCUAUGGUGAAGGGAGGAGAUGGGCUGUCAUUUCACUGAGGCUUUCUUGCUGUUUAACCAUCUGGUAGAAACCCUCCUUUUUCUCUGCUCCCUCUCCAGAAUAGGUACAGUACAUUGCAAUUAAAGACUAAUCAAAUCUUCUACUGUAUCAGGCAAAGCAAAAUAUUAAUAAAGACUAGACCCAGGACUUGAAAUUAGAUAAGAUGGUUUCUUAUUGGCUCUUAUCUGACAGCAUUAUGUCAUAGUCACCCAAUCAUAAACAGCCUCUUUCCCAUUAACAGAAUGUGUUGCAGACUAGCAGGAAGUUAACCCCUUGUGCCCCUGCAGGAGGAGAUGGUUCUCACAAAGGUUUUAGUUGCUGCUGCUUUUCUGGCCUUUUUGGUAGUCUUCCAGCUACUUUGCUCCACUCUGAGAAUGCCCCCUUACUCUUUUUACUGAGUAGGCCCUGUUCCAGGUGUGUGACGGGCACCGCUUUUCCCCACCAAUCCUCAGGCUAGGGAAAGCUGAGCUCUAAACUAUUUGGAGUAGGAAAAGCUCUCACGUGGUUUCUUUGGGAUGUCAGGAAAUGCCACAGUCUGGAGAAGGAAACUUGAGUAGCACAAAGGUACAUCAAAUGAAGUUACAGAUGCUAGGGGUAGAUUAAACUGCUCUUAGAGAUACAGGAGUAGGCUAGGCCAGAUUUUAUAGGUGGUUAGUAAACACACUUGGGUUCAUCUCAAAGGGCAGGUUUCGUUCAUGCUUAGAGCCUGAGGAAAAGAAUUCUCUUCCAGGACGGAUGAGCUAUUAAUUCUCCCUGACCUGCACUAUGUUGCUUAGCUCGCCUCUGUGAACCAUCUGGAGAUUUGCAAGCCCCACUUCGCAAUACAGCUGCUGUCUGGGACAUGCUUUGUGUAAUAUAGGUUGAUCUAUGGGGAAGACAGCAUGGGGUGGGCCUGCCUCACAAUACAUUAUGCAGACCCUGGUUGCUUAUAUUCAGAAGUAAUUUCCCCCCAGUGGAUUAGCAUUUGGUAUCUAAGAAAAGAAAGGACUUGGAGCAUUCAAACAAUAGUGAAAUCAAUCGACUCACCUUACAAACACUACUAUAAAACUUGUCUUGAAAAGAUCUGAUAUUCUGUGUCCCAGUGUGUCUGUUAAAAAAAUCUCUUUAGGAAUGCUGUCUGAGAGAAAGUUGAACUGCAAGUACAAGUGCUACAUUUCAGGGAAGAGG